GCUGGGGCUCCGGGGGCGGGGAGCGGCGAACGCGACCGGCUGGGGACCGAGCCCCGGGCGGGGAUCCCUGCGCCCCCGGGCCGCUCCGGCCUUCCCGGGCGGGCUUCGGGCGGUGGGGUGGGGAUGCCUUCCUACCCACGUGUGUGGCGAGGAAUUGUGCAGUGUCCCGAGGACAGCGGGACCGGGCGGGUCGUACCGCGGACGGGGAGGGCUCAGCCCGGUGGGGCGGGGGCCGGGUGCAGGAGGGCGCUGAGGCCACAGCCUGGGACGCGGGGAAGGGACGGCCCCCGUGGGGAAGGGUGAUAGUCACUUCCUCAGCCAUCAGGGCAUUAGGGAGCUCUCCCUCCCGGGGAGGGACCUGUGUCAGGGAGCAGCGCGGGCAGGGAAGCGGGACCUGGACCACGCAGGGUGUAGCCGUGUCUGGGUGAUGGGGAGUUAGGGGGCGUGGGGGGUGAGAAGGCAGUAUACGUGCUGGGAGCGCUGCUGGAGUAGGAACUGCGAAGUGGAACAAGUCUGGGCCAGCACGUGUGUUAAAAGAACCAAAAUAUAACUGGCAGAGGCAGGGCUGGAAGGGAAGAAUCAGCACUCCUCUGGUGUCAGGCUCAGCAGGGGUUAAUGGGAAAUUCUCUACCAGCCUGAACAUUCUCUCUAGUGCAGGGGAUGCUUCCUGCUGUAGGACUAGUGAUCAACCUCUGGGAACAUAGAAAGACUUUAAAGGAACGCAUGUGUACAGUAAAUACUGAACUGCAUCUAGCUCUAAGCUGGAGCACUCUACAUGGAGCAUAGUAAAACACUGCUAAUACACAGAUUUUUAGGUGGACAGGAGGUUGCAUUGGUAGGUGUUGGGGUGUGCAAAUGAUGUGCAAGUCUGGCAAGGCUGAGAGUGACCUGGAUCAGAGAUGCCAGGUGGAUGUUGUCCACUGAAAAGAAUCAUCCAUCACAUGUACAUAGUUCUUUGCCAGUGAAAGCUUUUCAGAGGUAUGCAUCUCUGUUUUACAGAUUCAGAGAAGGAACGGGGAUAAAGGGCCUACAUAAGAUGAAGCAAUGAAUCCUUGCUGAAGCAUCAGACAGCAGCUCGUUGGAGGGGAAGGAUGACGCUGUGGUCAGAACACCACCUAAUUUCUGCAACAUAUUUGCUGUGAGCUGUUGGCCAGAUGCUGCUGGAUGCUAACAGGGGAAAGCUGACUUGGAGGCAAGCGACCAGAAAUGUUUGGACACGUCGUCACUUCGCAUCUGUAACCCGCUUUCAGAGCCACACAGGUGGGAGGAUGUCGAGCACAGCUCCGUCAAAGAAGCCUUACCGCAAGGCGCCCCCGCAGCAUCGCGAAAUCCGCCAUGAGGUACCCAUCAUUCGUGACGACCAGGACGGAGUGAUCUUGGCUGAGCAGAGUCAGGAACCCUUGACGGAUGCAGAAAGGAUGAAGCUACUGCAGCACGAGAAUGAGGAGCUUCGUCGACGGCUGACAUAUGUGACGAACAAAAUGGAGGCGAUGGAGAGGGAACUGGAGUCAGGUCAGGACUACCUGGAGAUGGAACUGGGCCAGAACCGUGAGGAACUGGAGAAAUUCAAGGACAAAUUCCGUAGGUUGCAGAACAGCUACACUGCUUCCCAGAGAACCAAUCAAGAUCUAGAGGAGAAGCUGCAUGCCCUGAUUAAAAAGGCAGAAAUGGACCGCAAGACGCUGGACUGGGAGAUUGUAGAGCUCACUAAUAAAUUGCUUGAUGCCAAAACCACCAUCAAUAAGCUGGAGGAACUCAAUGAACGCUAUCGACAGGACUGUAACCUUGCAGUACAGCUGCUCAAGUGUAACAAGUCUCACUUCAGGAACCACAAGUUUGCCGAUCUUCCCUAUGAGCUGCAGGACAUGGUCAAUAAGCAUUUGCACAGCACUCAGGAGUCUGCAGGCACUGGUCAAGAGGCAGCCCACACCUUAGCACCAUCUGAUGUUGUGCCCACCUCAGUCAUCGCCAGAGUCUUGGAGAAACCAGAAUCUCUGGUUCUGAAUUCAGCCAAGUCUAGCAGUGGCAGCUGUCCCAUGGCGGAGGAUGUCUUUGUGCAUGUGGACAUGAGCGGAGCCCCUCCUGAUGCCUCCAACAGCUCAGGGCAGAUAGGAAAGGAGGGAGGAGAGGCGGGGAAACAGCAGAAUGGUGGCUGCAAGCCACAGAGUAGCAUGGAAAGUGUGCCUGAGGAUGUGCCUGCCUUUGAGAAGUUAAGCCCAUACCCUACUCCCUCACCUCCCCAUCCUAUGUACCCAGGGCGCAAAGUGAUUGAGUUCUCUGAGGACAAGGUAAGGAUCCCAAAGAACAGUCCCCUGCCCAACUGCACAUAUGCUACGCGCCAGGCCAUCUCCCUCAGCCUGGUACAGAGUGAAGACGAGAGCUGCGACAGGCACCGGACACUCCCCAGCAGCCCUGCUUCAGAGGGGCGCCGUUCAGCAUCCAGCUGUUCCUGUCAACAGUCCCCCAAAGCAGCCAGAGCUCACGGAUCUUCCCAGAGCAGCCCAUUCAGCAGCCCUCCCCAAAUCCCGAGCGCCUUUGCCAGCUCUGCCAGCUCUGAGGAGGACCUGCUGGCCAACUGGCAGCGUAUGUUUGUGGACAAGGCACCCCCCACCUCAGAGCGAGUGCUGAUGAACCGCACUGCUUUCAGCCGUGACACAGCCCCCGAGCUCCAGAAAAGGUUCAGCCGCUCCAUGCAGGAGCUGGGUAGGGCAGCCUCGGCUUACUCAGAUGGUGAGGAGUCCGCGCAGAGCUGCAGCUGGACCGUGAGCCGGGACUCGAGUGUGGACACAGACAGCACUGAGUCCAGAGCCCGCAGGAGCCAUUUCUCCUCAGACUAUGGUACAGAUUUCUCCCAGGAUGAAGCCCAGAAGCUGUUGCAUGAAAGCGGUGGAGGCAGUGCUGAGCCUGAAAGCCUCUCACCAGAGAAGCACAAGGACUAUGUGGACCUUGGCUUGCCUGAGAGCCCAGCUGAGGAAAGAGAAAUACUGCUCCAGGGAAACAAGGAGAGCAACCAAGGAGGUGCCCAAGAGGAAAGUGGAGAAGGCAGGGUCAAGCCUCCCUUCAGUCGGAUGCACCGCAGCCCCAAGAGGAUGGGGGUCCACCACUUACAUCGCAAGGACAGUCUGACGCAGGCCCAGGAGCAGGGCAACCUUCUCAGCUGAGACAGAGCAAGAAGCAGCCACAUGCUGCAGAGCUGUGGGAUGCCUCCAUCAGUCCACCUGAGGGAGAAACCUCCCUUAGUACCCUCCUCCCAGAGGGAGUCUGCUCUGAAAUUUUAUAUUUAUUCUCUUCCUUUUGCUACCUGGAAGAGCUGAGGUUCCCCUUCCCUGGCACCUCAGACCCACAGUACUAGCACAUGCAGUGUGCAAAAGCACACCCACUGUCCCGACAUGCUCACAGCUCUCUCCACAGCCUCACACUGGUGCCUGUACCAGAGCUAGUUCUUGGUACCCCUCGUCCUGGUGCCUGUGCCUCUUUACACCCUCAUCCUCCUUCCCCCUUCCCACUCAGGUACCUGAGGCCCUGGGUGCUCUUGUGCUGGUUGCCCACAGCUGCUCUGCUCUAUUUUUUCUUGUGCCAACAGGGCAGACUGCCUGUGUGGUGGUGUCUGAUUCCCCAGGAGCCCCAGGAGCCACAAGUGGGGCACAAGGACUCUCCCAGCGGAUGGCUGUGUGCCGUGGGGAUGUGCUGGGAUUGCUGGUAUCUCAUUUUUCUGUUGGGUUUUCUUUUUCCCCAGCUGCCCAUGGGGUUGUUCUCCAGAAUCUGCCUCUGCGGAUUUCCAGCAUUGGGCUCAGCACCUGGUCCCCACAGAGGCAAUGCAUGGGUGCUGCCUGCUGAGGUGGUUUGGGGAGGCAUUGCCUGCUGGGCCCUGGGGUUUGUGUUUGCGUGUCUCCUCCCUCACACCUCUUCCCCUGCUCUCUGUGCUGUUGUUUUGUUUGAACGGUGCUGAUGCUUUGCUCUUGGGUGGGCUUCUUUCUUCUUUCCAAGCCUUUGGUUUUGGGGUGUAUUGUUUUUUCGUUCUCCCCACCCCGCAUAAACAGACACAGCCGUUGGCAGCCGGUCUGAUGCCUGCGUUGAGGGUGUGUUGAGGAGGCUCAGCUAUCAGAGCUGCGCUUCCCUCUGAUCCUGGCCUCCAGCCUGCAGAAACCCUUCCAGGCUCAAGAACAAGGUCUUGCCCCAGGCAAGCAAGGCGUGAAGGAUGGUACCGGCUUUUCUGGGCAGGGCUUGGUGCAGGGCCAGCAGGGAUGUGAGGGCAGCAUGCUGAGGAGCUGCUCCUUGUAGAUGCACUACCUCAUGGCUCAGCAGUAGCCCUCUGCCAGGGUCUCCUUGCAUGCCCCCUUCUCUGGGGGGCUCCAGGCUGGCUCUGGUGCUUCUCUGGAGCCUUCCCUUCUGGAUGGGGCUCUCUGUGUGUUUUUCCUAGCGUAGUGUGAUAUUGCGUGACUUUUCUUCUCAGUCUUGUGUGCUCAGUGUCUUCUUGAGGGGGAGGGAAGGGGAGAGGUCUGUAGAUGUAGGUAUUUUUUUGAGGGCUUACAGAGCCCAGGCCUCCUGUUUUAAUUUUGUCCUGUGCUCUUGUCUUUCUGGUGUUUCUUGGCUCCCCUGGGAGUGCGAGGCAGAGAACAGCCCAGUUCCCUGCACCACACCCCCUUCAAACCCCACCAUCUGCCCUCGAUCUGCUAUCUGGUUUUUGAGUUGGGUUUGUGUUGUGCUCCCACCCUACACAAUGAGGGCUCUUCAUUGGGCUGGAGGAGAGCACCCCUGUCUGUAUGAGGGAGCUUCUGUUCAUAUGCUUACAUCAAGAUGUACAGCUGAGAGCUGCCUGGGGGCCCUGCUCCUUUCCCCAAACCCUGUCUCUACAAGGGGCUUGCAGCUUGCAGCUGGGGCCAGCCAGGGCUUCAGCUCGAGCCUGGAGGCUCCAGGGCCAGUGAAAGGGAGCUGCAGGCCUCUCUGGCAGUUAUGUAGGUUGCUUUAUGUACCCUGGCUAGAGCUGCUGCCUACACACUCACCUUGUUUCCUGCCACCCUCUGGUGGGGAGGUGGGACUCGGUAUUUCACUGCAAUAUUUUGCUUGGUCCCUGUGCAGACAGGCUGGUGCCGAGAGCAGGCGCCUCCUCUGAGCCUGCAGAGUGUUCAUCUCCCCUGUCCCAGUCGUGGUGGCAGGGUCCUUGUGUGUGCUGUCAUCAGCUGCUCCAAUGCUGCAUUUCUUCUGUUCUGCAGCGUUGCUGAGAGUUUGCACCUGCAGCAGCUGCCAGAUCCUGCCUCAUGGAUGUCACCUGGAGUUGGAUGCUCACUGAGCGAGCUGCUCUGGCUCUGAGGCUGCUGGUGGCCUGCAGUGGGGGGGGGCAUUGCCCCUCAGGGCUCAGCUCCAUCUCCCCCGAAUCCUGGCAUGCUGGUCAGGGGACAAAAACCUCUCUUGCUGAGGCAGCUGGUGCUGAUGGUGCUGGGCAGAGCCAGCCUCCCUCUGCUUUUGGUCAAGGUAGACUGAAAAGCAGAACAGUGGAUGGGUGGCAAAAGAGUGCCCAGAGCCUCGCCAGACAGUUGUGCUUUGCAGCAUUAGGCUGCUGGCAGAGGUUGAGAGAAAGCGGUGGCCUCAAGCAGCAGAGCCUUCUCCCCUUGGGCACGGUGCCCUCUGCAUUCCUGCCCACCUCCAGCAGUAUUGGCUCUGGGGCCUUGAGCUCAUCCCACUUCCAGUGUCCCAACUCCAGACUGUUAAUCUGUAACUAAUGUGUUUUUUUCUGAGAUUUUCAAACUGAUGUAUAUUUUAAGACCAGAAAUAAACUAUUUUAAAAGUA
Molecule: messenger RNA, 5788 nt
Organism: Neopelma chrysocephalum (saffron-crested tyrant-manakin)
Lineage: Eukaryota; Metazoa; Chordata; Aves; Passeriformes; Pipridae
Gene: TJAP1
Product: tight junction associated protein 1
Exons: 10
Coding region: 1155-3161 (668 amino acids)
Biological process (GO): Golgi organization
Cellular component (GO): trans-Golgi network
Source: RefSeq, a predicted model, not a curated record